Messenger RNA from Pyrgilauda ruficollis (rufous-necked snowfinch), 3872 nucleotides. It is a transcript of the gene NOS3, whose product is annotated as nitric oxide synthase 3. Lineage: Eukaryota; Metazoa; Chordata; Aves; Passeriformes; Passeridae. The transcript is spliced from 22 exons. Bases 861 to 3788 code for a protein of 975 amino acids. Gene Ontology annotation, molecular function: nitric-oxide synthase activity; NADP binding; heme binding. The record is from RefSeq and is a predicted model, not a curated record. Gene Ontology annotation, biological process: nitric oxide biosynthetic process.
CACGGGCACCUCCAGAGCGGGCACAGGCACCCCCACAGCGGGCACAGGCACCCCCUCAGGGGCACGGGCAAACCCCCUCAGGGGCACGGGCAAACCCCCUCAGAGGGCACGGGCACCCCCUCAGCGGGCACGGGCACCCCCAGAGCGGGCACGGGCACCCCCUCAGGGGCACGGGCACAUCCCCUCAGGGGCACGGCCACCCCGCGGCCCCGGGGCACCCACAGCCCAGCCCCAGCCCUGUGCGGGCACCCCGCGGCCCCAUUCCACCCCACAGCCUGGACCUCCCCUGUGCCGAGGCACCCCACAGCCGCACCCCUGCCCAAAACACCUCCAUAUCCCUAUCCCUGUCCUGGGACACCCCAAAACCCCACCCCUGCCGCAGAGCACCCCCAGCCCCGUCCCUGCCCAGAGCACUCCACAUGCCCCCCUGCACGCCAGGGUACCCCCACAGCUCCUGACAUGCCCUGGGGUGCCCCAUAUCCCCACCUCUCCCCCAGAGUACACCCAGAUCCCCCAUCCCUGCCCUGGCACAUCCCACACCCCAUCCGUGCCCCAGAGCACCCCGCUGUCGCUGCUUGGCCCCCCUACCCCCUACCUGCCCGUGUCUGGGGGGGCUGGGGGGUGGUCCCGGUGUCUGCGGGUGCUGAGGGUGCCCCUGCAGGGAGAACUCCCCGGCACACACGCAGCGGCUGCGGGAGGUGGCCGCAGACAUCGCGGCCUCGGGCUCGUACCGGCUGCGGGAGCCCGAGCUGGCGUUCGGAGCCAAGCAGGCCUGGCGGAACGCCGCGCGCUGCGUCGGCCGCAUCCAGUGGAACAAGCUGCAGGUGUUUGAUGCCCGGGACUGCGCGGGGCUGGGGGAGAUGUUCAGCCUCCUCUGCUCGCACAUCCAGUUCGCCACCAACCGCGGCAACAUCCGGUCGGCCAUCACCAUCUUCCCCCCGCGGGCUCCGGGGCGCGGCGAUUUCCGCAUCUGGAACCCGCAGCUGAUCCGCUACGCGGGCUAUCGGCAGCCCGACGGCUCCGUGCGGGGCGACCCUGCCAAUGUGGACAUCACCGAGCUCUGCAUCCAACACGGCUGGACCCCCGGGGGGGGCCGCUUCGACGUGCUGCCGCUGCUGCUGCAGAGCCCCGACGAGUCCCCCGAGCUCUUCCCGCUGCCCCCGGAGCUGGUGCUCGAGGUGCCGCUGCACCACCCCACGCUGGAGUGGUUCUCGGAGCUGGGGCUGCGCUGGCACGCCCUGCCGGCCGUGGCCAACCUGCUGCUGGAGAUCGGGGGGCUCGAGUUCCCCGCGGCGCCGUUCAACGGCUGGUACAUGGGCACCGAGAUCGGCUCCCGCAACCUCUGCGACCGCCACCGCUACGACGUGCUGCCCGAGGUGGCCCAGCGCAUGGGGCUGGACACGGGCAGCAGCUCGUCCCUCUGGAAGGACCGGGCGGCUGUGGAGGUGAACGUGGCCGUGCUGCACAGCUUCCAGGUGGCCCAGGUGACCAUCGUGGACCACCACGCGGCCACCGAGUCCUUCAUGAAGCACCUGGCGGCCGAGGGGCGGGCGCGGGGCGGCUGUCCCGCGGACUGGGCCUGGAUCGUGCCCCCGCUCUCGGGCAGUCUCACACCGGUGUUCCACCAGGAGAUGGUCAACUACCACCUGAGCCCCACCUUCCGCUACCAGCCCGACGCCUGGAAGGUUUACGUGUCCAAAGGCACCACUGUCACCCGGAGGAAGACUUUCAAGGAAGUGGCCAACGCUGUUAAGAUCUCAGCCAAGCUCAUGGGACACGUGAUGGCACGGCGGGUCAAGGCCACCAUCCUCUACGGCACGGAGACCGGGAAAUCACGGACCUACGCCUGGAACCUGUGCCAGCUCUUCCGCCGCGCCUUCGACCCCAAGGUGCUGUGCAUGGAUGAGUAUGACGUGGUGGCCCUGGAGCAUGAGACCCUGGUCUUGGUGGUCACCAGCACAUUUGGGAAUGGGGACCCUCCAGAAUGUGCUGAGAGCUUCUCCAAGGCCCUGAUGGAGAUGACAUCGCCCUACACUGGCACCUCCCAGGCGGAGCCGCCCAUGAGCUACAAGCUGCGGUUCAACAGCGUCUCCCAGUCCGACCAGCUCGUGUCCUCCUGGAAGAAGAAGCGGCGGCAGCUGAGCAACACAGACAGUGCGGGAACCUUGGGAGCCCUGCGGUUCGCGGUGUUCGGGCUGGGGUCCCGGGCGUACCCCCACUUCUGCGCCUUCGCGCGGGCCGUGGACACGCGGCUGGAGGAGCUGGGCGGGGAGCGGGUGCUGCCCCUGGGCGAGGGCGACGAGCUGUGCGCCCAGGAGGAGUCGUUCCGCACCUGGGCACGCCAGGUGUUCCAGGCUGCCUGCGAGACAUUCUGCGUGGGGGACGGGGCGGGGGGCGCCGAGGAGCUGUUCGCCCCGCCGCAGGGCUGGAAGCGCCAGAGGCACCGGCUGGUGCCGCAGCCCCAGGCCACCGAGACUCUGGCCGGUACCGACUCCUCCGGGACCCCCAUACCCUGCGGGACCCCCGACUCCCCCCGGCAGACGCUGCUGGUGCGGGUGGGCUGCGCGGAGCAGGGGGGGCUGCGCCACCUGCCCGGCGACCACCUGGGCGUGUUCCCCGCCAACCGCGAGGAGCUGGUGCGGGGGGUCCUGGAGCGCGUGGAGGACCCGCCGCCCCCCGAGCAGCCCCUGGCCUUGGAGAGCCGCGACGGGGACCCCGCCGGCGGGUCCAGCCCCGGGCCCCGCUGGGUGCUGCAGCCCCGGCUGCCCCCCUGCACCCUGGCCCAGGCUCUCACCUUCUACCUGGACGUGGCGGCGCCCCCGAGCCCGCAGUUCCUGCAGCUCCUGGGCUCGCUGGCGCGGGACCCCGCCGAGCGGGAGCGGCUCCAGCGCCUGGCGCAGGACGCGCGGCUGUACGAGGAGUGGAAGUGGUUCCGGUGCCCGACGCUGCCGGAGGUGCUGGCCGAGUUCCCGUCCGUGGCUCUGCCGGCCGCGCUGCUGCUCUCCCAGCUCCCGCUGCUCCAGCCCCGCUACUACUCCAUCAGCUCCGCGCCCGGCGCCCACCCGGGCGAGAUCCACCUCACCGUGGCCGUCGUCACCUACCACAGCGAGAACGGGCAGGGUCCCCUCCACUACGGCGUCUGCUCCUCGUGGCUGGCGCGGCUGCAGCCGAGGGACACAGUGCCAGCCUUCAUCCGGGGGGCCCCCUCGUUCCGGCUGCCGCCCGCCCCCGACACGCCCUGCAUCCUCGUGGGCCCCGGCACCGGCGUGGCGCCCUUCCGCAGCUUCUGGCAGCACCGGCUGCAGCUGCUGCGCGCCGGAGGCGGCCCCCUGGGCCCCAUGGUGCUGGUGUUCGGCUGCCGCUCCUCCGCCCUGGACCACAUCUACCGCGAGGAGAUGGAGCAGGCGCGGCAGCAGGGCGCCCUCAGCCAGGUGCUCACCGCCUUCUCCCGCGAGCCCGGCAGCCCCAAGACGUACGUGCAGGACGUGCUGCGGGCACAGCUGGCAGCCGAGGUGCACCAGGUGCUCUGCCAGCGCGGGGGCCACAUGUACGUGUGCGGGGAUGUCACCAUGGCCACCGAGGUGCUGCAGACCGUGCAGCACAUCCUGGCCCAGGAGGGCGACAUGACGCUGGGCCAGGCGGGGGACGUCAUCAGCGAGCUGAGGGACAAGAACCGCUACCACGAGGACAUCUUCGGGCUGACGUUCCGCACGCAGGAGGUGGCCCUGCGCAUCCGCAGCCAGUCCUUCUCCCUGCAGGAGCGGCGCCCCCCGGGCCCCGCCCCCUGAGCGGGGACACGGGGACAGCGGGGACAGGGGCUCCCUGUGGCUGUGCCCCCGUCCCGCCACCCCCCAGUAAAGGUUUAGUUUUGA